Molecule: messenger RNA, 867 nt
Organism: Punctularia strigosozonata HHB-11173 SS5
Lineage: Eukaryota; Fungi; Basidiomycota; Agaricomycetes; Corticiales; Punctulariaceae
Exons: 1
Coding region: 1-867 (288 amino acids)
Source: RefSeq, a predicted model, not a curated record
AUGCCCUGGCCCGCGACCGGCCUGCAACCUUUGGCGGCGAUCCGCGAGCCCGACGCGCGCGACGUGCUCGCGGGCCUGCGCACGCACCCGCCCGUCAUCUUCGCGUUUCCCCCGUCUUCAACGUCGACGUCGGAGGGGGGACCGGGGCACACGUGCAGCGCGCCCGAGCUCGCGACGCAGAUCGUCGAGGCGGGGUUUCACCCGCAGCUCGCGGCCGCGCUGCACAUGCUCAACGCGAAUCUGAGCGCGGCGCGGGAAACACUUAGAGGUUGGCAGGGCGGACGAGAAAGCGAGGAAGGAGACGAGAUCGGGCAGUGGUUAUGCGCGAUCCUGGCGAGAACCGAGGGGCGGUACGAAGAUGCGCAGAGGUUGUACGCGAGCGUGGCUCAGCCCUCGGAGGUGAGCAGCGCAUCGGACCGAACCGUCGUCUUCUUCGCUGAGGGUUGCAUGGGCAAACAGGAGUCUGGCGCUGAGCUCUUCGCGAAAGUCUGGGGCUCGGCCUCAGAGGGCACCUCCAAAGUCUCCGCUUACAUCGCCCGCACGGCGCGUCUCAAACAGCGGCUCCAGGCCGAGGGCAAACUCGACAAGGUCGCGCGCGCGCGGCGGCGGAGCGCGAUCGAGGCGAACCAGGACAUGCUCAGCCGCCUCCGGUUUUCGCAGCAGCAGCACGAACAGUCGCCUGGGGCCCUGGCUGCGCAGGCGAUGCAGGCGCUCGAGGCGGAGGAGGAGGAGCGGCACGGGGAGCGGUCUGAUCUCGAUUGGGAGAUGACGGACCUGCAGCGGGUCGCGAGGGAGGAGCUAGCAGAGAUCGCGGGGUGGUGCGGGCGACGGUUUGGCUGGGGGACGUGGGCGGAGGGCGAGGAUUGA